AUGGUGCUUAUUUCGUUCGUGCUCCACAGGCAGCGAACGACACGUCAUGAGAAGAAACUGCAGCUGGAUGAACGCCAGCGCUGCAGUCGGCGCGUAUCGACCGCUGUCGUGGCCGGGCGCCGCUGCCUGCCGGCGCUGUGCGGCGCUGACGCGAAGAUCGCUUUUCUUUCCGGUACUCAGGAGCACGACGUGGUGUGUGUUGGGUGGAUGGGAGCUUCAUGGACGCUCUGGCGGGCGGAAUACCUGUCCGAUAACCGACUUCACUUUGGAUUUGUGCCUGUUGGCUUCCCUUGCCGUUCCCGGCAGCGAUGCGUCGGGAAGAGUCUGCGCCAGUGCGGUGCUUUGCGAACGCGACAGCGGCUGCUGCAGCCGCCACCGCCGCUCGACUACACCAGCGUUGCUGCGCUGGUUCACUCUGUAAAGCAGCGGACUGUUCCCGGUAGACUGGAAACUGUUCUACAACCGGACGCUCGAACCCUUUACCUUGGCCUGAGAACGCUCGAGAUCCCACGGGUGUGGUUGACACUGUCGUGGCACCCGCAGCUCGCGCGUCUAACUGCGGUUCCGGAGCGCAAGGGCUCCGGCAACCAGAACGACGCACUACGGUAUGGUGUGCCCAAGGCGUUCCAAGCCGAGAGCAUGCCGUAUUCGGUGUCGAACGUGCUGCGCUCAAGAGAGUUCCGAGACUUGAUUCUCUGCGAUUGUCGCGCCCCACUUGCUUUUGAGCGCCUCGUGGAGUUCGACUUGGCACGACGACCUGGAGAAGAGCCCAUUUUGCGCAUAAUUCUGGAACUUGUUGGAACUAGAAGCAACCUCGUUGUACUUGGUGGCAUGGAUCGACUGGGCGGUCGCGAUUCUGGCGAUAUCCUCGCGUGCGGUUACCAGCUGGCUGAGGGCAAGAGUGAUCGGCCGUUUCGAGUCGGCGAUCGUUACGUGUAUCCUGCAACAGUACAGGCGAGUUCAUCACGUAUGCCAUCGGUUUAUCGGGACGAGGAGCCGUGGCGCGAGCGACUUGUGGCGACUGCGAGCGGGGAUCUCAUCUGGCGGGGCCUCACGCGAGCCUUCGUCGGACUCAGUAGUGCACUGGCGCAGGAUAUGGUUUCCAGUGCGCUCGGGUCGGAUGCACUCGAGCGUUGCACUGAAGAGCUUGAGGCGUCUGAGUGGCACGCGCUGUUUUCAAACUGGCUUGCGUGGUUAAGUGCGUUGGAGCGUCACGACUUUGCUCCUCAUCGAAAAGUUGGCGGCGCUCUUGCAGAAAAAGCAUCGGGCCGCACCUCUUACUCUAUGGUGCGUUGGCCAAAUGAGGCUCCGUUUGUUCCCACUGAUGCGUCUGAUCUCAUCGCAGACCUGUUCGAUCGCUAUGAGGUUUGCGUCUACGCGGAAUCUAUGGGGAAACGACUGCGCCGAGAACUCGCCCCAAAGCUGAAGCGGGUGCGCAAUGCUCUCGCCCAGUAUACGAAUCGACUCGCUGAAGCGGAGCACGCUGACCAGUUGCGGGCACGUGGAGACUUGCUCAUGGCGUGGCAGCAUCUGUGGCAACCUGGCGAGACCUCCCUGAGACCUCCGUCCGAGGCCGCAUCGGCGUUCGAGUCAUGGAAGGGAGACGGCCUGAACGCGGUGUUGGAGAUCGCUCCGGGGCGGACGCCCGUGGAAGAGGCUCAAGCGUGUUACCAGCGCAGUCGCAAACUGCGUCGGGCGGUGCAGGCGCUCGCUCCACUGGAACAGGCCGCGCGCAGAGAGCUUGAACACCUGGAACAUUUAGAGUACAUGAUUUCCGUAGCGCUUGACUACGGGCAGGAUCCAGACUUGGAGCUGCUUCAAGAAGUUUUCAAUGAAUUACACCUUGCGCAGGCACCAAAAUCCGGCAAGUCUGUACCGUCCAAGCGUGGCUCGCCGACCCGUCGUGACGCAAAGGCUAAGGGCGCAUCGAACGCCCGUCUGCUAGACCGUUGCAUCCAGUUGCAAGCUGCAACCGAAGGUUCGAGAAUCCUGUGUGGCAAGAGCCAGCACCAGAAUGAUUACUUGACAUUUCGGGUUGCAACGGAGAGUGAUCUGUGGUUCCAUGCGCAGGGAUGUGCGGGAUCGCAUUGUAUUCUGCGAAUGCCGCCCGGAUUUGUAGCCUCCACGGACGAUGUGCAGCUCGCCAGCGACGUCGCUGCCUACUUUAGCAAGGCACGACUCCAAAAAUCCGUGCCGGUCGUUUACACUCAGAUCAAGUACGUGCGCAGAGCCGAUGCCCCGGGUACUGUGAAAUAUGCAAAUGAACGAGUCAUUUUCGGUGAGCCGGAUCGAGCUCGGGCGUUCGUGGAGGAACGCAGCGCCAUUGAGUUGAGCUCUGCGAGCUCUUCAGCGUCCAGCGCUGUUGAGUCCGGAGACGAAACGUGA
Cyanidioschyzon merolae strain 10D is the source of this 2385-nucleotide messenger RNA. Its product is annotated as probable fibronectin-binding protein. Lineage: Eukaryota; Rhodophyta; Bangiophyceae; Cyanidiales; Cyanidiaceae. The record is from RefSeq and is a predicted model, not a curated record. The coding region runs from base 1 to 2385 and encodes 794 amino acids. Gene Ontology annotation, molecular function: tRNA binding; ribosomal large subunit binding. The transcript has a single exon. Gene Ontology annotation, cellular component: RQC complex. Gene Ontology annotation, biological process: rescue of stalled cytosolic ribosome.